Messenger RNA from Chelmon rostratus (copperband butterflyfish), 949 nucleotides. Its product is annotated as myosin light chain 4-like. Lineage: Eukaryota; Metazoa; Chordata; Actinopteri; Chaetodontiformes; Chaetodontidae. The transcript has a single exon. The record is from RefSeq and is a predicted model, not a curated record. Gene Ontology annotation, molecular function: calcium ion binding. The coding region runs from base 71 to 679 and encodes 202 amino acids. Gene Ontology annotation, cellular component: myosin II complex.
ACUUCGAAUCCCCUCAGACUUCUGCUUGUUUCUCGACAAGUACCGGCUCACCUUUGAAUCCCUUAACAACAUGGCACCGAAGAAGAUUGAACCAAAGAAACCUGAGCCCAAAAAGCCAGAGCCAAAGAAAGAUGCGGCUCCAGCUGCUAAGCCAGCUCCUCCUCCAGAGCCACUGCCUGAGCCACCCAAGGAGCCCGCGUUUGAUCCCAAAAGCAUCACUCUUGAGUACAGCGCUGACCAGAUCGAGGAGUUCAAGGAGGCCUUCACCUUGUUCGACCGCACACCGACUGGAGAAAUGAAGAUCACGUACGCCCAGUGCGGAGACGUGAUGCGAGCUCUGGGCCAGAACCCCACCAACGCAGAUGUGCUCAAAGUGCUCGGGAAACCCCGGCCAGAGGACAUGAGCACUAAGAUGGUGGACUUUGAGACCUUCUUGCCAAUGCUGCAACACAUCUCCCGUGCAAAAGAUCAAGGCAACUUUGAGGAUUUUGUGGAGGGGCUCAGGGUUUUUGACAAGGAAGGCAAUGGCACCAUCAUGGGAGCGGAGCUGCGUCAUGUGCUGGCAACGCUGGGAGAGAGGAUGACAGAAGACGAGGUGGACAGACUGAUGGCUGGACAGGAGGAUGCCAAUGGCUGUAUCAACUAUGCCUCCUUUGUAAAGCAUAUUCUGUCUGGGUGAAAGGGACUUUUAACCAUAAAGACUUCAUUUUACCUCUGUUUCCUCCACUCUCUGGAUUCAUGCUUUGUCAAUUUAGAGGUGAGCAUGUCACUUAGCGUGUGACAUUAUUUCGCUGACAAAAGCAGUUAACGUUCAGUGAAAGAACGAGGGCUCCGAGACCUGUGAUUAGUUCUUUUUUAAUAAGCACGCAAACAAGCAAUAUAAUGGAAUGCCAGUUAGAUAAGGAUAUGGACAUCAUAAAGAAAAUUCCAUUAAUAAAGGAAACAUGAU